Dissoconium aciculare CBS 342.82 is the source of this 2025-nucleotide messenger RNA. RefSeq lists its product as uncharacterized. The record is from RefSeq and is a predicted model, not a curated record. NCBI's taxonomy places the organism in Eukaryota, Fungi, Ascomycota, Dothideomycetes, Mycosphaerellales, Dissoconiaceae. Gene Ontology annotation, biological process: DNA replication; DNA replication initiation. The coding region runs from base 1 to 2025 and encodes 674 amino acids. The transcript has a single exon. Gene Ontology annotation, cellular component: nuclear origin of replication recognition complex; DNA replication preinitiation complex; nuclear pre-replicative complex. Gene Ontology annotation, molecular function: DNA replication origin binding.
AUGGAGUAUGAGAAAUGUUACGUCUUUGAGCCAAAGGAUGCCUUCCCAAGUAAGCGCCGUCGCAUUCAGCCGACGGGCCUACAAGCAUCAUGGCCGCGCAGACGUAUGGCUUACGAAAGUGCCUGGUCGGCUGUGCAAAACGAGAUUGAUUUACGACUGAGUUCUUUGAACGCUACAACACUUGAAGAAAUUGCACAGUUCCUAGAUGAACUCCUCACAGACCCCCCAGCAGGUCGCACGCCUGCGGGAUUUGCAUUGACUGGACCAAAUUCUACUCUAUACAGCGCUCUCGCGUCGCAGCCGUUCGUUGGCGCAUCAGCAGAAGCCCGACGGCUCUAUGUGCCCAUCGCAUCCACGGUUGGGAACAAUCUCAAAGGCAUCCUCAAAUAUAUCAUUCACAAGGCAACAUCGCGAACAUACGACGAUGACGAUUUCGAUGAGAUUGAUAACAGGGCAUCGAUGCGAAAGGAGCCGCGAUAUUUGAAUUACGACCUCCAGAUCCUUCACAAUUAUGUUCGUGAGCACGAGAUCAAGCAGGUCAUCAUCGCGCUCGAAGACACCGAGGCCUUUGAUAGUCAUUUGCUCUCUGACCUGAUUGAGCUCCUGACUUGUUGGCAAGACCGCUUUUCCAUUGUGCUUCUGUUCAAUGUGGCGACCUCAAUAUCCUUUCUUCAGCAGCGGUUACCUCAAGCGGCCGUCAGGUGUCUCGCUGGUCGUGCAUUUGACUCAGCGCUUCUUGUGGACGAAGUAGAGCAAGUGAUGGAAGUGGUGACUAGCUCUAGCAACCGACUUUGGCUAGGUCCCAGUAUCUCUUCUCUACUUCUCGAGCGACAACGUGAUUACACCCAAAGCAUUGACACUAUUGUGGAAGCCGUACGCUACGGAUAUAUGUCACACUACUAUGCCAAUGCCCUCAGUAUUUUUCUGUCUUCGCCGAGCUUGGAGGACGUUCCCAGCGAUCACUUUGAAGCGCUACGGAACGUAGCCUCCUUCCGAUCAUUUGCAGAUAGCCUCCUCGAGGCAGGCGAUGUCGAGCAACUACGCAACCUACUGGUAUCAGACGAAGCUAUGUUUGACUUGACGAUGAGUGCUAUCGCUGAAGGGAAGCUUGCGAUCUCGCGCAUCAUACAUGCCACCGAGGUCAUACGCUGCGUGCAAGCUGGUCUUGGUGACGCACAUAUAACUCCCAAAACCAGUCUCUACAUGCAGGCUAUAUCUGGCAAGCUCAGACGAUCGCCUAUGGUGCGUGGCUUACUUUUAUCGACGAGGAAGACGGCAUCUGAUGCCGUGCUCGAGCUCAUGCGCAAUCUUGUCCGGCUUGAGAUCCCGUCUGACGUGAAACUCCGUGGACUCGAAAUUCAUGCUCGUCUCGAGGAGCUAGUGAAAUCCAACACAGUCGAUGGCCAGGCGUCUCAACCCCUCCGCAGCGCCGACGAUGUCAAGCACUCCACUCUUCGCACCACUGUCGUUGCUCAGAAAGUUGAGCUUAGCAAGCAAAAGUCCGCUCUUUCAGAACAGGACGCUGCCUACACCACCUUGCUACGGGAAUUCACCGAUUUCUUGGAAGAGUACCUCGAUAGCGCUUUAGUCUCGCCAAAAGAACUUCUCAUGCACGAAAUAUUUCUUUACGAUUUACGUUCACCUCAUCGGGAGGUUUUGACCCCACGCCCACGACACGCAAUCGAGCGUGCGCUCACUGCUCCCCACGACUAUCUCGAUUGCGAUUGCUGUUGUCCAGACCCUGACGGUGCUGCAACACCCAGAGAACAUGGCGGCAAUGAGAUCAGCCUCACGUCGUCACAGCCAGCGACGGCUCUAUUAUAUCAGCUUUACUUGGAAUCGGGUAGCUUGAUCAAUGCUAGUGACUUUUGGCAGGCUUUCCGCGCAAUCGCAGACGACGCUGAUGAUCAGCGGGCCACUGCGCUCUUCCAACGCGGCCUAGCAGAAUUGAGAUGUUUGGGUGUCAUCAAAAGCACGCGGCGAAGAAUUGACCAUCUCUCGAAAGUGGCGUGGAGGGGCCUCUGA